ACCAAAGCCGCUUCGUAUUCGUGCUUUCCACCACCGUCCACCCACAAACUCUGCAGAUGGCCUUGGCUAGACCAACGACGAAAUUACCUCCAGGUGCAAAUCGCAUCCUCUUUGUCAAGAAUUUGGACUACAACAUCACCGGGGAAGACCUAUACGAGUUGUUUGGCCGUUACGGGAGCAUAAGACAGAUUCGAAUAGGGAAUGAGCAAAAGACGAAGGGGACUGCCUUCAUAGUAUUCGAUGAUGUGAUGGAUGCUAAGAAUGCCCUUGACCACUUGAACGGCUUCCAUUUGCAGGGCCGAUAUAUCGUCGUCCUGUACCACAUGCCCGCUAAACAGGACGCAGCGGCGGCUAAAGCCGACCUUGCCCGCCGAGAGGAAGAGUUAGCUCAGUUGAAGAAGAAGCAUGACAUCAAGGAUGAAAGCUGAUCGUGUAGUCCGUAUUUUCUCCGUCGUCUCGGAUAGCUCCUUUAUCACAUGCAAUCCUCUUAUCUGCCAUGCUUAACAGCUUAAUCCUGUAUCACCACCUGUUUGUAUUCUAUUGAUUCCGGCCUGCUCUUUCGCGCGAGUCGCAGAUCGCUGGGUGUUAGAGGCACGAGUCCUUGGUGAGCAGCUGCUGAGUACCGUAACGUCUGAAGAAUGGCCUGAGAUGCAGUCGUCCCUAGCC
Gloeophyllum trabeum ATCC 11539 is the source of this 666-nucleotide messenger RNA. Its product is annotated as RNA-binding domain-containing protein. Bases 57 to 428 code for a protein of 123 amino acids. Gene Ontology annotation, cellular component: ribonucleoprotein complex; cytoplasm; nucleus. Lineage: Eukaryota; Fungi; Basidiomycota; Agaricomycetes; Gloeophyllales; Gloeophyllaceae. Gene Ontology annotation, molecular function: mRNA binding. The record is from RefSeq and is a predicted model, not a curated record. The transcript is spliced from 3 exons.